ACAUAUAACAAGCCCCUGUACCCCUGUACACCAGCAAGAACAGACAAAUCGAGAUGGCCUCGUAUCAAAAACACACGGACUGGGCGGCAGAUGAGGAUGCCGAGCCCGAGUUGCCACCCGAUACCGAAACCACCACUCCAGAUGGAAUAACCACUAUCAUCACGUGGAAAUUAGACGAAAAGGGUAGGAAAGUCAAACAUACUCGCAGAGUCAGACGGAAGAUGGUGACUCAGGUGGUAUCACAUGCCGCAGCUGAGAGGAAGAAAUGGCCAAAGUUCGGAGAUGAUAAAGGUAGACCGUCGGGACCGGAUAGGAAGACUACUAUUAUUGGAGAGAAUAUACAUCUGAAGAUCGGUCCAGUGUCAAAGGCCGAACCGGUCGAACAAGAACAAACUGCAAAAGCUCCCGUUGGCAAAGCAGUCGUUUGUCGUCUGUGUAAAGGAGCCCAUUUCACCGCCAAAUGCCCAUACAAAGAUCAACUCGCAGCAUUGGAGAAUCUCGAAUUGGGUGACGAGGAGCCUGCCCCGGCCGCUCCUAGUGGAAUGAGCGGUCUAGGAGCGAGGGGUGCUGGUACAACUGGGAAAUAUGUUCCUCCAUCUCAACGUGGUGGUCCUGGUGCCGCAGGAGGAGGCGAAUCAAUGUAUCGCAACAGAGACGAUCUCCCCACUCUCCGUGUCACAUCUCUCUCCCUCGAUGCUGAAGACGACGACCUUCGCGCCCUGUUCGAGCCCUUUGGAAGGGUGGCGCGUGCCAACGUCGUCCGGGAUCGUGAAACUCGUGUCAGCAAAGGGUUCGGAUUCGUAUCCUUUGAUAACAAGGCCAAUGCGGAGACGGCUCUCAACAGGAUGGAUGGGUUUGGUUAUGACUCAUUGAUCAUUUCAGUUUCUUGGAGUCAACCCCGAGAACAAAGACAGGGUUAGUUUGCAUAUGUAUUUCAUCGAUCCUCCACGUUUCAUCAUGCAUCAUUUGAUGAGCUGUUCG
Molecule: messenger RNA, 981 nt
Organism: Tremella mesenterica DSM 1558
Lineage: Eukaryota; Fungi; Basidiomycota; Tremellomycetes; Tremellales; Tremellaceae
Exons: 6
Coding region: 54-920 (288 amino acids)
Cellular component (GO): cytoplasm; eukaryotic translation initiation factor 3 complex
Molecular function (GO): RNA binding; translation initiation factor activity
Source: RefSeq, a predicted model, not a curated record